Xyrauchen texanus (razorback sucker) is the source of this 4491-nucleotide messenger RNA. Its product is annotated as splicing regulator ARVCF-like. Gene Ontology annotation, biological process: cell-cell junction assembly; cell-cell adhesion. The transcript has 16 exons. The record is from RefSeq and is a predicted model, not a curated record. Gene Ontology annotation, molecular function: cadherin binding. The coding region runs from base 522 to 2855 and encodes 777 amino acids. Gene Ontology annotation, cellular component: plasma membrane; nucleus; cytoplasm. Lineage: Eukaryota; Metazoa; Chordata; Actinopteri; Cypriniformes; Catostomidae.
GUGUGUGUGUGUGUGUGUGAGAGAGAGAGAGAGAGAGAGAGAGAGUGUGAGUGUGUGUGUGUGUGUGUGUGUGUGAGAGAGAGAGAGAGAGAGAGAGAGAGUGUGUGUGUGUGUGGAUGAUCAUGUGGACGCGUGAGUCGCGGGGAAGGAUGGGUGCUCGCGUGUGAGCCGCAGCGAGACGGCUUUAAUUCACAGCAGAAACCAUCGACGCGUUCUGCUGCGUCGCCGCUGAGAUCCGCCAGCAUGCCUGCAGAUGUCCAGGAGGUGAGUGCCUCCAUUCCCCGCGACUGCAGCAUGUGGAGGAGACGCCUGCAUGACGCCGAUGCGGCUGCUGUAACGUGCCGUUGUGAUUGCAGCCAGAUUCGGAGGAACCACCAGCCGACCCGUCAAAUCCAGACACUAAGGAGCGGACAGAGGAAGCUCUUCCGGCGGACACGCCAUCCUCAGACGUGUCCACAAUCACCUCCGACCCCGGAAGCUCGGAGAACACUGACGCUCAUACUGAGAGUUCAGGCAUCGGGAUGGAGAAGUCAUCCAGUCCUGAUACAGAAUCGAACCCGCUCAGCACCAGCAGCUCUAAUGAACAGGUCGUGUCACCUGGACUGAAGGAAAGUUCAUCAUCAGGAUUGGACGACUCUCAAACAUUGUGCCCAGACCAAGCUACGGCACCCAAUACAUCGAACGAGAAGGACCCGGCUCACCCUGAGCCCAGCUUGACCACUGACCCAGCUAACGAGAAUGCCAAGGAUCAUUCAGCUGCGUUCAACACUCACAAUAAUCACAGCAGCACUUUACUGCAUAGAUUCCCGUUCCAGCCGACAUAUUCAAACCUGCCCGCCCGGAACUACCUUCCAGAGAACUGCUACACGCUGCCGCUACACCGUGAUAGCUUCGCCCGAGGCGGGCACACUAUGCCAGCCUGUAACGGCGCAUCUAAAGGUGAGCAGGAGUCUGCCGUAGCCGCCGUCAGCCAUCCGAUCUUAGGCGGGACUCUCCGUUUGAGACCGUCUCUGGAUCUCACUGUGGAUGAUCACCUCGGGCCGCUGCCACACCUGUAUUUCCAGGAUUUGAACAGGAUGCAGACGCUCAUUCCGCAGAAACGUGCCAGCACGGUGAGUCUGGACACGAUGCGUAAGGACCCACGUUGGAGAGACCCGAACUUGCGUGAGGUCAUUGCCAUGUUGAGUCACCCGAUGGACCCGGUGAAGUCCAACGCCGCGGCGUACCUGCAGCACCUGUGCUACGAGAAUGAUAAUGUCAAGCAAGAGGUAAGGCAGCUCGGAGGAAUCCCCAUCCUGGUGGGGCUCCUCGACCACCCCAAACCAGAGGUCCAUCGCAAGGCUUGCGGCGCGCUGAGGAACAUCUCGUUUGGCAGGGACAGUUUCAACAAGGUGGCCAUUAAGAAUUCCAACGGCAUUCCGGCUCUGCUGAGACUCCUGCGGAUGACGAGCGACGUGGAGGUUAGAGAGCUCGUCACAGGAACCCUGUGGAAUCUCUCCUCGCACGAGCCUCUGAAGAUGAUGGUCAUAAACCACGGGCUGCAGACGCUCACGGAGGAGAUCAUCAUUCCACACUCGGGUUUGAGGGGCGACCCCAACGACCCCGCCACACCUGGAGAUCCGGAGUGGAACACGGUCUUCAAGAAUACGUCCGGAUGUUUGAGGAACGUGAGUUCAGAUGGCGCCGAUGCGCGUCAGAGACUGCGCGAGUGUGAGGGACUCGUGGACGCGCUUCUACACGCGCUUUAUUCUGCUGUUGCCAAGAGAGACAUAAAUAACAAAUCGGUGGAGAACUGCGUUUGUAUUCUGCGGAACCUCUCCUACCACGUACACAAGGAGGUGCCCGGAGCUGAAAAAUGUCAUAUGCAUGAAGCCAAUCACACUGUGAAAUCAGGCGGCCCCUACAAGAAGAAAGAGGAGUCGGACCGCUUCAACGGACGCGCAACCAAAGGCAAACGACACGCAGUGAGUGAGAAGAGCAGCGGUGUCGAUCUGCCCAAGAGGAGUUCACCCAUGAAAGGCCUGGAGCUUCUGUACCUGCCGGAGGUGGUGCGACUUCACCUGUCACUCCUCAAACUGAGCCAGAACCACAAUACGCUGGAGGCUGCGGCCGGAGCGCUUCAGAACCUGUCUGCUGGACACUGGGCCUGGUCCAAUUAUAUCCGAGCGAUUGUGCGUAAGGAGAAAGGUCUGCCGGUGCUCGUCGAGUUGCUUCAUUCUGAUGCGGAUAAAGUGGUGCGAGCGAUCGCCAUCGCACUGAGAAAUCUCGCCAUCGACCACAAAAACAAAGAUCUCAUUGGGAGUUACGCCAUGAGGGAUCUGGUCAGUAAUCUGCCCUGCGGUCAGCAGCGACCUGCCAAAAACCUGGAGGGAGACACGGUGGUGGCCCUUCUGAAUACUGUACUGGAGAUCAUCUCAGAAAACAUGGAGAACGCACGAUUCCUCAUUCAGGGACAGGGAAUCCAGAAGCUCAUUUCAAUCAAUAGAACCAGCCAAUCAGUGCGUGAGACCAAAGCCACGUCACAGAUUCUGCGGACAGUUUGGGCGUAUAAAGACCUGCGACACGCUCUCUGUAAAGUGGGCUGGAAUAAAACUCACUUUAAGCCGGCCGUGUCUGGGCUGCCAAAAAAACCAGCAAAGAAUGCAAAACAAGACAACGAUGACAUCACACUUCCUUUAAUGGAGAAAAACCAAGAUGUUUACUGCACUGUUGAUCAGACAGAGAGAGUUGAAAUCGCUCCGUGUCAUAUGAUCGAACGGGAAACAUUUCAGGCUGUGAAUGAUAAGAGACACUUCAUCAGACCGGCGGUGGGUUUAGUGGAGAGAACAGCUCAGCCGCUGGACUCAUGGGUCUGAAACACUCUACAGUAAAUCUACAUCAUCACACGCCUCUGUGCUUCUGCCUUUGGGCUGUGAACCAUUCAACUAAUUGUAAAGCUGUUUGACUUAUUCAUGAUAAAGCUGCACUUUUAUCAUUUAUUUGACAUGUUCUGUUCCUCUUUACAGGUUGGAGAGUCACUUGCACAAUUCAUUCAUCGAACGACAGAAAUGCAAAAUACAGCAUCAGAUCAGUUCAUUUACACACAAAUACAUCCAUGGAAAAUUACAUUUCAGAGCACUUGAGGCAAUAUUGGGGUUUAAUUUGUUCUGAAAGUAAAAUAUUAUUCUUUGCUGCUUUAAAUCUUCACUGAUAAAUUCAAGAAAUGAUAAGAAAUGGUUUAUACUGUUUAUUGUAUGAUUAAGUCUUUAUUCCCCAUAUUACGAUCUCUUGAGUUGUAUAAAAGUGCUCCACUACAAUCAUUCUCAGAUCAUUUCUAUAUCAAGAUUUGUGCACAAAACAGAUAAAGUCAUAAUAUAUUAUGAUGAAGAUUAAUAUGAGGCUCAUAGUCUACAUAAAAAUGUACCUAUUAUAGAAUAUAUCACAAACAAUAUCAGAGAUUUCUCUAGUCAUACUAAAUUUGUUUCAUAACAUCUGUGAUUAAAUUGCUUGUAAAAAUAAAAUCAGUGAGUUUUAUCUAUUCUUAAUGAAUCUUUAUUGUGACUCGAACAGAAAAUAAAAUGAAAUGAAAUUAAAUGUCUUUUGAGGGAAAUUUUAUAUCAAACCAGUAAUGACGCGCAAUCAGCUGGUAUUAUAGAGUCAAAAGAAAAGAGUUGAUUUGAAAGAAAAAGUAGAAAAAGAGGCGAUUCUAUAGAAAAGAGUUGAUUCAAUAGAAAAGAUUCGAUUCAAAAGAAAAAGUAGAAAAAGAGGCGAUUCAAUAGAAAAGAGUUGAUUCAAUAGAAAAGAGUUGAUUCAAAAGAAAAGUCGAUUCAAAAGAAAAAGUAGAAAAAGAGGUGAUUCAAUAGAAAAGAGUUGAUUCAAUAGAAAAGAGUUGAUUCAAAAGAAAAGAGUUGAUUCAAUAGAAAAGAUUCGAUUCAAAAGAAAAAGUAGAAAAAGAGGUGAUUCAAUAGAAAAGAGUUGAUUCAAAAGAAAAGUCGAUUCAAAAGAAAAAGUAGAAAAAGAGGUGAUUCAAUAGAAAAGAGUUGAUUCAAUAGAAAAGAGUUGAUUCAAAAGAAAAGAGUCGAUUCAAUAGAAAAGAGUUGAUUCAAUAGAAAAGAUUCGAUUCAAAAGAAAAAGUAGAAAAAGAGGUGAUUCAAACGAAAUAGUAAAAGAAGAGUCGAUUCAAAAGAAAAGAGUCGAUUCAAUAGAAAAGAGUCGUAAAAGGAAAAGUAGAAAAGAAAAGAGUCGAUUCAAAAGAAAAGAGUCGAUUCAAAAGAAAAGAGUCGAUUCAAAAGAAAAGAGUCGAUUCAAACGAUCGCCGUUAGAAGCGUUUUUUAAACGCAGCGCGUCGGUUUACGGUGUUCAUUUGAGUCGCUUCACUGAAACUUCAGAUCCUGAACAGCAGAAAUGAGUAAAAAUCAUCGAUCAACAAACGAAAUGAGCUCGAGGAGAAACUCUGCAGGUAUGAAUGCUGUACAACAUUAAUUAUUCUGUAAAUACAGUUUAACACUUUAU